Messenger RNA from Trichechus manatus latirostris (Florida manatee), 2943 nucleotides. It is a transcript of the gene CFAP210, whose product is annotated as cilia and flagella associated protein 210. The transcript is spliced from 9 exons. NCBI's taxonomy places the organism in Eukaryota, Metazoa, Chordata, Mammalia, Sirenia, Trichechidae. Bases 77 to 1738 code for a protein of 553 amino acids. The record is from RefSeq and is a predicted model, not a curated record.
CAGUUUUGAAAACAUUCGGUUAGGCAGAGGGCGCCACGGUAGGCGCACCAGCAUCUUUUCCAGGUCUCGGAGCGCCAUGGGCACCUCGUCAGAGAUGCUGGUGCGGUUUGGGCGGCGCUGUGGACAGGUUAAGGAAAGCACGGAAAUGAAGAACUCUAAGGAAGAGCAAGUUCUUUAUCCACCUCUUCUACCUAGCAAAGUAGAUCUCCAUCAGGUCACCAUAAUUCCACACAACGAGUGGAAAAGGAUUAAAGAUAGCCUUGACAGUUUGACAAGAGAAGCAGCAUGCCUUCGUGCAGAAAGAAAGGCAAAGAAAGAAAUGCAUUUCCGAUCCCAGGAGGUAGUAAAACACUGGACUAAUACAUAUGCAGGGAUGAAAGAACAGAAACUUGAAGCCAAAAAGAAGCGUGAUGAAGAAGUAGAGGCAGAAAGACAAAUGCUUGAUAUGGAAGAAGCAAUACAUAAACAAGGAGAAAGAAAAAAAGCCAUUGAAAAUGCAAGGCAAUGUCAGUUUUAUCAGACAGAGAGAGUGAAAAACUUUCAUUCAGGACUUCUUCUUAGUAGAGUUAUGAAAGAACGUGAUGCCCAGAUUGAAUUCCAAAAGAGUAAAAUAAAAUCAGAUAAAAAAUGGGAGGAACAGCUGAAACUCAACACUGAAAAAGCUUUUAAAGAAGAACAAGAGAAAGCCGAAAAACGCCACAGGGAUAGAGUGGCUCUUGCCAAUGAUCAUCUAAAACAAAUAAAGGAACAUGAAGAAGAAAAAGAAAGAAAGAGAAAAGAGGAAGAAAAGGAUGCUGAGGAAAUUAAGCGACAGAAUUCAUUAUAUGAAAUAGAAAUGAGAAAAAAACUAGAAAAGAAAAAAGAAGAAAUACAUGAAAGCAGGAGACUGUUUUUUGAACAUAUGAAUGAUAAAAAUAUCAUCAAAGCUGUAGAACAGCAGCAGCAAGCGGAGGAAGAUGAAAAGAUUAGAAACUUUAUCAAAGCAAAGAAGCGUCUUACACAAAUGAAGAAUAAUAAAGAAGCUGAAACACACAGGCUAAUGGAAGAACGAAGGGAAAGAAUUAAUAACUUCCUGAGUGAACUAAUAAAAGAGAAACUUGACAAUGAAGAUUUGAUUAUUGCCAGAGAUAUUGCAGAAGCUGAGGCUGAAAGGGAAAAAAGAGAAAGUGAAAGAUAUGAAAAAAACAAAGCAGAAGUGAAGGCGAUUGCAGAAUAUAGAGCCAUUGUGAUGAAAAACAAAGAGGAAGAAGAAAGACAAAGAAAAAUAAAUGCUAAAGAACAAUUACUGGAUAUCUUGAAAGCAGAUAAGAUUUUUUUGGAGCAUGAAAAGGUGAAAAAACGCAAAGCUGAUGAAGAACGCAGAAAAGUUCACGAUGCCCAUAUUCAGCAAAUGGCCAAAAAUAAGUUUAAUGCAAAACAAUCAAAAGAAACAGAAAUAGAUUAUUGCAGACUUACUGAAGCUAUUGUGGCUGAAAAGGAGAAAGAAUUCCAGAAUUAUGCAAGAGAAGUAAUUGAAUCAGAGUCCCAAACAACAAAUAAAUAUGUUUAUCCUCUUGUAAAAGCUGCACAGGAAGGACCUGGAGGUGGCCAUGGACCAGUGUUUGUGGACAGAGGUGGAUUAAGACCCAGCUAUCAGGCAAAUGAUGUCAUUGGGGUCCAGCUCCCUUUUUAUAACUCUCGGGGAUCAAAAUAUAAUAAUUUUCAAAAGUCUAAGGGAAGGCUAGGGUUUACAUGGUAGAAAAUUUUAUUUUUAAGAUUGAGAAGACGAAUUUGUAGCAAAUAAUAUGAGCUACAAAGGUAAAUGAAUUAUAUACCUAUAAUUUGUUAAUAAAGCUGCUCUUCAUCUAAGUACAAUUAUGUCUGAUUUAAUUCAGUCUUCACAGUAUUUCCACUGGAUAUAUAAAACCCUUAAUUGACUCACCUUUUCUUUUUCUUGUGAUAAAUGCACAUAAGUUACCAUUUUAACUAUUUAAACAUGUACAAUUCAGUGCAUUAAGUACAUUCAUAAUAUUGUGCAACCAUCACCAUCUAGUUCCAGAAAUUUUUCUUCUCAAAAGGAAACCCCAUAACCAUUAAGAUGUCACUCCCCAUUUCCUGCUGUCCCCAGCCCAUGGCAACUAUUAAUCUUUCGGUCUCUAUGAAUUUUCCUAUUUUGGAUAUUUCAUGUAAAUGGAACCAUAUGGCAUGUGUUUCAAGGUUCGUGUAUAUUGUAAAAUGUUUUAGCACUUUAUUCUUUUUUGUGGCUGCAUAUUUCCUUGUAUGGAUAAGCCACAUUUUGCUUGUCAUCUGUUGAUGGGCAUUGGGGUUGUUUCUACCUUUCGGCUGUUGUGAAUGAGCUGCUAUGAACAUUUUUGUACACGUUUUUAUGUGAACAUGUUUUCAGUUUUGGGUAUGUAUCUAGGAGUGGAAUUGCUGGGUCAUCAUAUGCUGUUUACCGUUUUGAGGAACCAAGAAACUGUUUUCCAAAGUGGCUGAACUGUUUUACAUUCCCACCAGCAAUGUAUGAAGGUUGCAAAAUAUCUCUACAUGCUAGCCAACACUUCUUUUUAUGGUUAUCCUUGUGGGUGUGAACUGGUACGUUAUUAUGGUUUUGAUCUGCAUUUCCCUGGUGAGUCAUGAUGUCUAACAUCUUGUGCCUAUUGACCAUAUAUAUAUGUAUCUUCUUUGGAGAAAUGUCUAUUCAGAUCUUAUGCCCAUUUUUAAAUUAGGUUCCUUUUGUCGAGACUUCUUUAUAUAUUCUGGAUACUAGACUCAUCAUAUAUCUGUAUACUAUAUCUAUAUAUAUAUAUAUAUACAGUAAAAUCUGCAAAAGGUGGAACCUGUGCAAGGUAGAAACCUCUGAGAAGGACAAUGCAAGUAUUUUCCACUAAAAUGAGCGAUAGAAAAGUGGUUAAGACUGCACCCUGUCAGAGGUGAAAAACUUGUGAGACCUGAAAACAAGGC